ACGUCAAAGAGUUGUAUUGUAAAGACAAAACAUAAGCCCAAAACGAAGACCGAAAUCAAACGAAACGCAGGCGGCUCACGCCAUCUUUUUCACUCUUUCCUCAAUUAUCUUCUUUCUUCCUUCUUCUCUCUCUCCUAUCAUCAUCAUAUCACCCCUCCGAAUGGACCAUAACCAUAUUUCUCAUCACCAUAAUUAAAACCCAGGUUUUUUUUUUAUUUUAAUUAAUUUUGAUUCUAAUUUUGCUUCAAAAAAGGGAACUUUUUUUUUUCUUUUUUCCCUUUUUAUGUGCGUAAUAAUAGUUAUUGAAUUUUUUUUUCAAUUAAUUUGGUAUUACUAAAAUUAGGAGGAUGGGGGAUAUGGAGGUGGAACAGGUGGUAUCGGCGGCGGGUAAAAAGGCGAUCCUCAAACUAGAAAGGAUGAAUUCGGAUCGAGAUCGGGUCCGGGUCAAGAGGAAAACCCUUGAAGCUGUGCUCGGCGAGUGCCAGAGAGCUCUUCAAUUGCUCAGCACCACCGGUUGUUUGGAAGAAGUCGGCGAUGAUUCAACUGAAGAUGAUGACGAAUCCGAUGAUAACGCCGCCGCCGGUAGUCCGUCUUCCACGCCUUGCCGCGACCAAGAGACCGCUGAGCUCUGUGACCUUAUAAAAUCGAGAGUUGAAUGUGCUGAUUUCCUGGAAAAGCUUGAGACUGCCCAGGCUUCAGUUUUCCAAAGUAUAGCUGAAGAAAGCACAUCGUGGGAUAUGGUCAAUGAGAAUGACCUUUGGGAAGGUGGGAAGGAUUUAGAUCAAGACGACUAUGUUUUAGUUAGACAAGAGGAUAUAGUGGAUGGUAUCGCUUGUUUCAUGGCUGCCUAUUUAUUAUCCCUUAAAGAGACCAAGGUAGAUAUAUAUUUUCUAUUGUUUUUCUUAGUGCCUCCAUACAUUCUGACCCUCCCUUUUGGGUGUGUUAAUUUCCUCUCCAUGUCUGGCCUUGACACUGUAUUUUGUUUAUGUAUUGACAGGAGUUAACGCCAAACCAACUUCAACAAGGUCAGUUGAAUUGCUUUUAUAGUUUAUGUUUAUUUCCAGUUUUCCUUCUAGUAGUUGGCAGAUUAGUCUCUUAUGGGCAUUCGAUGACCAUGGUUGAUAAAUUGGACCUCUUAUAUAACUUCACUAUUUGAAUCCUUGGGAAAUAGAGAAAUGAGAGUUUGUUAAUUUUCUUCCAGCUCUCUGCAAGACCUUUUCCCUGAAAAAGAAAAAGGGAAAGCUUCGGAAGGCAUGGGAUGGGAGCAAAGUUAUUUAUAAUGUGGCAUCCUGGGGAGCUACAGCUAUUGGGUAAGCAACCUUUAUCAGCAGUUCUGUCUUUUCAUCUUAGUUGUAGAUAAGUUCUUUUUCUAAGUGAUGUCGAUAAUCGAUUUUUAUGAAACUGCAUGAGAAGUAGUUAGUCUGAGGCACGUGAAAGAUUAACAAAACAAGUACGAAAACUUCUUAGCAUGGCACAAAAAGGAAAGGUUUGGUGAUAAAGAGCUAAAAUUAGUACUGUGUUUUUACAAUAUGUUAUAUGGCCCCCCAAAAAAGUGCUGACGAUCCUUGAACUUGCUAUUUCCUGCUGUAUGUUUCUUUCUGGACUGUAAUUAUAUGUAACUACUAAAGUUCGCAAUGGAGUUGAAAAAGCCUGCCUUGUAACUUGUUUGCAGUGCCUGAUGUUCUUGUCAUUUUUUCCGUUUACCAGGAUAUACCAAAACCCUGCCAUUCUCAAGGCUGCCUCCGCAGCAUUCUGGACGUCCUGCCACGUUAUAUCAAAACUUUUCUGAGCAGCCUUGGACACUAGAAUCAUGGUUGUUGUGGUGCUUUCUUUGCUAAAAUGCCUUCCCAUUCUUUGAAUGUGUAAAAUAUGAAUGCCAUUCGAUCACAGUUGUUACAAUCAAGUGCUCUGUAGUGGUUAAAUCCUGUAAAUAGUCCAUCAAUGAAAGGUUCUUUGUUCCAUAGCCAAUGCCAGUACCUUUCUAGUUUGAGUAUGUUGGUUUAUGAAAAUACCCGUAAAUUAUCAGUGUAUAACAAAAUGGACCACUCUCUCCCUAACUCUCUUGAAACAGCAAAUGCACUUCUCGGUCUCCUUUGCGGAAUUUAAU
This is a messenger RNA of Oldenlandia corymbosa var. corymbosa, 2107 nucleotides long. The record is from the annotation of a GenBank genome assembly. NCBI's taxonomy places the organism in Eukaryota, Viridiplantae, Streptophyta, Magnoliopsida, Gentianales, Rubiaceae.